AUGCUCUCCGCCCAUUUCGCAACCAUGGACGACUUCCUGCAAGACUUCUGGACUUACCACAUAUAUACAGACUCGUGGAUAGAGGUUGCCUCCCAGCCCUCAUCCUCCUCUCUCUCCUCUACCACCUCAGCCACCGACGAGAUCAUCACCGACGGUCUGCGUGUCCAGCACGACUCCAACUCCCGCCGCCGUCGACAGCAGCGCGCCUCUCGCCUGCAUCUGGACUUGGGUUACCGCGGUUCAGGAAGUGCAGGCACAAGCAGUCAGGAGGAGUAUGAAGAGAGUGAAAGCGAGUCGGACCGCGUGCUAUCGUCGUCAAACGAGGCUCUUCCACGGGCCCCUGUCUACCAAGACCUUCGUCGGACGGGCCGGGUGCAGUAUUCUUCUUCGGACAAUCAGUCGGACGAAGAGGAAGACGAUGAGGACGAAAACUCAACCGCUGUCGGGUACCUCAGGAGUGAUAACCAGAGCUUCACUCCCCAGCCCAACGCCUUCACGCACCCGCCCUCAGCACCCCUCAACCGUCCUUCGAAUGAACAGACCUCCUACUUUCAGUCGCGCCCCUCAGCAAGAAGCGCUGAGCAGCGCCACUCGUACACUUCGCAACCAGCCCACUCUCCUUACAACAUGAUUGCACCCUCUCACCAAGCCGACCAUGACGCUGCCCUCCGUGCCAGUUUGUCCACACUUCUCUCCUGCGCCGCUGCCGCUCGCGGUCUGCCGAAGUCACAGUCGCAAACCACAACCACCCGCAACGCCCCCGCACCCUCUUCUAGCCGCGUUGAUCCCAGCACCCUCCGCAUGGUUCCCGAAUCAGCCCUCCCAUCUUCUUCCCCCUCUCCUCCGGUAACAUCUGUCAGCAAACCUCCAACUACCCGCACCAACACUGCUUCACCGAAAAGCGGUAGUUCUGAGGAGAAGCACAAGCGACGCUCCAGCCGGGAGCGGCGGGGUUCGACCAAGAAAGCCAGGCGUGCCGCCGGCGCCGGCGCUGUUGCCGCCUCUUCGUCUACAUCUCUCGAUGACAACUCUGCCACCACGGCGCUUGGCCAAGUUAGUCCGACGCUGCUCACCUGGGUCGUCAGUGCUGGUGUGGUUGUGCUUGUGUCCGCGCUUAGCUUUUCGGCUGGCUACGUCGUCGGGCGUGAUGCGGGCCGGGCAGAGGUCGAAAUGCUGGGCGAGAUGGGCGCGAAUGCUAGCAAUGUGGGUAGCUGUGCUAGCGAGGUGGUCGGACGAGGGGGUACAGGCCUUGGACUGAGGAGGCUGAGGUUUUCUGAUGCUGUGAGAGUCUCGUGA
Messenger RNA from Lasiodiplodia theobromae, 1296 nucleotides. RefSeq lists its product as uncharacterized. The transcript has a single exon. The record is from RefSeq and is a predicted model, not a curated record. The coding region runs from base 1 to 1296 and encodes 431 amino acids. NCBI's taxonomy places the organism in Eukaryota, Fungi, Ascomycota, Dothideomycetes, Botryosphaeriales, Botryosphaeriaceae.